CAGAGGUAAAUGGGAGGAAGAGAGAUAGAGAGUGCUCAUCAUGAGACGAGCUGAAAGCGCAGGCUGAGGAUUAUCUUUUGUCCAAAAAGCAGCAUGGGAUCUGACAGAGGAGACUGAAAAGAUGAGAGCAGGAUGGUGUUUGCUGUGUGAUGAUGACCCUGACUCUCCUAACCGUUCUCCCCUUUACAGGAGGACUCGAUUUCUCUCUCAGCCUCCAUUAGAAGCAUCGACAAACAGCAGGAGUGGUCCAACAGCACCUCUCCUGAGCACACAAGUGUCCCACCUGCAGACGUAAACAGUAAUGAACCUCACUCUGCUCGAGCGGCUUUAAGGAGGAAGGGGAAAGAGGAGCAUCUGAAAGCAAAACAGAGAAGCUUUCAAAACAGUGACGAGGAAAUCUCCUUAAUUACAGUAUAGAGCUGAAUCCCGUCCUCCCUGGCUGAGGAUGGGUACAGCAGAAGCCACUUUACGCAUGGAUAGCAUGGAGGUUAAAGACGAGUGGCAGGACGAGGAUUUCCCCAGGCCACUACCAGAAGAUGGAGAUGUUGAUUCUUCAUGUGGCCUCACUGACACCAGAACCAAUCCCCCCAGCUCUCUGAAUGUGGGAGAGUCCAUGGCCCAGCGUAAACGCCGCACCCUGGUCGCCCCCGACAUGAACCUGUCCCUGGAUCAGAGCGAGGGGUCGGUGCUGUCUGAUGACUUCCUGGAAACGCCCGACGACCUGGACAUCAACGUGGAUGACAUCGAGACUCCGGAUGAGACCGACUCGCUGGAGUUCAUCAACAAUGGCAACGAGCUGGAAUGGGAAGAUGACACUCCUGUGGCCUCCGCUAAACGUCUUCCAGGUGAAAGUGAGGAAGAGAGAGACUCAUCCGGUCGUCUCUGGCGAACAGUGAUCAUCGGUGACCAGGAGCAACGGAUUGACAUGCAGGUCAUCAGGCAGUACCUGAGGGUGGUCACACAUGGAGGUUAUUAUGGUGAAGGUCUAAAUGCCAUCAUCGUGUUUGCAGCCUGCCACCUUCCUGACAGCAGCUGUGAGGACUACACAUACAUCAUGGAGAAUCUCUUCCUGUACGUUGUGAGCAGCCUGGAGCUGCUGGUGGCUGAAGAUUACAUGAUUGUUUACCUGAAUGGAGCUACUCCUCGCAGGAAGAUGCCCGGCAUCAGCUGGCUGAAGAGAUGCUACCAGAUGAUUGACAGGAAACUGAGGAAGAAUCUAAAGUGUCUCAUCAUUGCUCACCCAACAUGGUUCAUCCGGACGGUCCUGGCCAUCUCAAGACCUUUCAUCAGUGUGAAGUUCAUGGAUAAGAUCCGAUACGUUCACACCCUGGAGGAACUCAGCCAGAUCAUCCCCAUGGAGCAUGUGCAGAUCCCUGAGUGUGUGCUGCAGUAUGAUGACGAGAAGCUAAGAGCACAAAGGGAAAGACUUGAGCAAGAGCAGCAGCAGACCAACUCGACACUGCCUAAAGAAAGGCCGAAGUCAAUGAUAGCAGAGGUGGGCAGUGACAUCUGACAUUAAGAGCUUUGAAUCAAAAGGCCUAUGGGGAACAUCCAUUCAUUAAAAUGGGAGCCAGCCAAGACCAUCGCUUGUUGCACUGGACUGACUGGAUUACAUGCAAGACAAUCAUUUCUCAAAACAUUAUUUUCAAUAAAAUACUUGCUUCAAACAACUGAAAGUUCAUUUACACCAAAGCUUUACGAGUUACAAGCUAAAUAAAAUUAUAUCUGCUCCCUGCAUGUCGACCUGAGCUCUAACCAUAGCAUGAAUUCAACCAUAUGAAUGAAAUUGUGAGGACUUGGAUGAACUCUCAAGCAUCUCCCGACGGAGCCGGAAAUGUCAGACGUUUGUUCAUACUUGUAAUAUAUUUUUGAGAAAGGUGUUUGCACAGAUAUUUGGUUUUGUUAUGAACGUUAUGGGUAUCGUUUGGUUUCAUGAUCAUUUACUGACAAAUAACGUGCAAUGAUAUUGUUCUUCUUAGACCUACAGUCGAUGUUACUGAUGCAAACGUGUGUUACAGUUUCAGGUUUUCCAGAGUUUGAUAUGCAGGUGGCAUGCUUGUUUAUAUCCUUCUGUCUCUGUUACAUUUGUUUUUGUCAGUUUUUAAGUCAUUUGAAAUGAUGUUUUAAGAAAUACUUUUACAAGAAGAAAGAAAAUCAUACAUUGCUACAAAUGAAAUAUAUUUAAAGAGAGAGUCAAAUUAUUAAAAGUGUUAUUUAUGAAAAUGUGCCAUUUACUGUUUGUAAAAAAAUAAAUGAGUGAACUAAAACAAGCUUUUGUCAUGUCGUGAUUAUACUCCCUGUAUCCAACCUUGACUCCUGCAACACAACAAGCACAGCCUUACCCACGAACAUCACAACUUAUAUUUUCAUCUUUUUUAUUGCCUCUAAAUGUGUUCCAGUUUGGUCCAGAAUGUUUGUGACAUUUCCCGGUGAGUUAUUAAAGGGCAUCGUUUUGAUUUAUGAGAAGACCGUGUUGGCCAAGUUGGUUGAUGUUCUUCAUGUCACCUGACAGUCCUG
Molecule: messenger RNA, 2517 nt
Organism: Thunnus maccoyii (southern bluefin tuna)
Lineage: Eukaryota; Metazoa; Chordata; Actinopteri; Scombriformes; Scombridae
Product: caytaxin-like
Exons: 13
Coding region: 446-1513 (355 amino acids)
Biological process (GO): apoptotic process
Cellular component (GO): cytoplasm
Source: RefSeq, a predicted model, not a curated record